ACUUUUUUAAACCGGAAAAGCUAGUGUGGACUGUCGGGGCCAGCUUCAUGGAAAUGCUGUUUCACACUCCAGGAAGGGUUUGUGGAUGAACCCCUCGACCAGCUGGCUAGCGUUCGAGUAGAAAAAACAAGGAGGAGGCAACAUUGGUGCAUUGUACAAUAUGGAGCUCAGACUGACAAACCCAGCGUGUAGAGUUUUACUAUGUGGAUUUACGUUAAGUAUUAUUUUUGGUACGACUCCCAGUGCAGCAAUAGACGUGUACACCCCUCCAGAGCUGUUGGUGGAGAACGGCACCACAGGGGUCCUCAGGUGCUCCUUCAGAUCUCGGGAGGUGAUCAGCAGCCAGGCGUCGGUCGCCUGGAACUUCCGUCCGCACGGAGCAGAUCCCUCCAGCUCAGGAAUUUCGAUAUUCUACUACAGUGCUGGGAAGGAGUUCCAGGGAAGCUUGCCCCAGUUCGUAGAUAGAAUCAAGUGGGUGGGAGACCUGAACAAGAAGGAUGUCUCCGUCCAGCUGCUGCAGGCUCAGUUCAAUGACAACGGCACCUACUUAUGUGACGUGAAGAACCCUCCCGACAUAUCAGGCACCCCCUCUCGCACGGAGCUGAAAGUCGUUAUGAAAGAGUCCCUCCCUCAGACCAGUACAGGUGUCAUAGUGGGCGCUGUGUUCGGUGCUGUCAUUGGUCUCAUCCUUAUCGCCUUGGUUACCUGCCUGAUCAUUAAGAGGCACCAAACCCAACAUGACUACGAGGGCUGCACGUCUGUGGAGAGUAUGAGCUCCCACGCGGCCCGCCCGGGGAAGAAGCCGGCGUCAAGCUCAGAGGGUUCGCGUUGCAGCAGCCCCUCCGCCCCGCUGCAGGUAGGAGCUGGCCCGGUGAUCUACGCCCAGUUAGACCACUCAGGAAGCCAGAACCCCAACUCCUUCCACAAGAUGGAGCCAGUGGUCUAUGCUGACAUCCGGAAAAACUAGUACUUGGUGAGAGGAAGCAGAAAGGGACAGGCCACCGUAGCUCGCUGCUGGGG
Molecule: messenger RNA, 1020 nt
Organism: Osmerus eperlanus (European smelt)
Lineage: Eukaryota; Metazoa; Chordata; Actinopteri; Osmeriformes; Osmeridae
Gene: mpzl1l
Product: myelin protein zero-like 1 like
Exons: 6
Coding region: 161-967 (268 amino acids)
Cellular component (GO): focal adhesion; plasma membrane; cell surface
Source: RefSeq, a predicted model, not a curated record